ACCGAAUUUUAGGAUCCCAUGCCACGAUCCUUGGGGGGAGCGAUCCUAGUUCGAGGUGACUAAAAAUUCCCAAACCUUGUUAGUGUAAACCAUGCAUAGUGCCUUUGCCCAUUACAAUUCCUCAAAAUCCAGAUAUCUCAAGCCCUGAGUAGAAGUCGUUGUGAAAGAAUUAAUGAUGAAGAAGAAGGAGGGUGUAAUGCUAAGAGCUGCCCUUGCAGUGUCCGAGAAACAGAUAUGGGUCGGGUUUGAAGAGAAGCCUCUGCCGGAACAGGAGGAAAUGUUGCAAUAUCUUUAUAUGAACUGGCAGGAUCUCCAACAAGAUUCUUCGGUCAUUGAAGCGUUAAAGGAUACCAAGUUUGUAACGGGUGCUGACGGAGACCUACAUAAACCCAAACACUUGUUUGAUCCUUGUGAUGAACUAUUAACAUCAAUUUUCUCUGGUGAGGUUCACAAGUUUCCUGGAGAAAAGUUUGUUUUAGAUGGAGGAUGGCUCAACAUUCUGAGGAAAACUGGCCUUCAAAACACGAGUGAUGCUGCUAUUGUACUUGAAUGUGCCAGAAGAGUAGAGUUUCUUGGAGCUGAAAGUAUGAAGUAUGCAGGGGGAGACUUUUCUGAAACUACAACCGAAGUUUCUGCACAAGUUUGGUCCUUGGCUGAAACUCUUAUCAGUGUGGUAUUUGAAAGGUUUGACUUUCUGUAUAGCCACAACUUCUGCAGUAUAUUUGGCAAGAUUGCAUGCAUCCCUGCAGAAUUCGGAUUCCCUUUUGAAAGUGAAAAGAAAGGUGUUAAAAGAGUGCUUUGUUCAUACAGUGAAGCCAUUUUGUUGAAAGAUUGGCCCCUUGCAUGGACCAUCGCUCCCAUCCUUACCAGAGAAAGUUUGGUUCCUCCAGAGUACUCUUGGGGAGCUCUUCAACUGACGAGCCCCCCUCCUUUUACUAAUGUCUUAGAGCAUUUGAAGGUUAAGGUUUGGCAUACUGUCUCAAUCUUGCUUUUUAGUGAGGAAGCUUGUUAUGGGGUACUUAGUUAUCUUGACACAAUUUGGGAUACACUAUCUUCCUCAGAUAUAUCAGAGUUGCGGGAUAUAGCAUUUAUUCCGGUGUGCAAUAUGACACAACUUGUGAAUUGUAGCUCUCUUUUUUACCAUCUGAAGAUAGAUCUUAGACCACUGGCAUCUGAAAUUCCUCUACGCUUCCUGCCAUUUGUGAGGAUUCUUAAAGAACUCGGACUUUAUGAAACUCUAUCUAUUUCUUCUGCAAUGAUGCUUCUUUCAAUUCUUAAAAACUCCUGUCGUCAUCAUCCUCUUGGUCCAAAUGAACUUCGGGCAGUGAUAGAGCUUCUACAUUUUCUCUAUAAUGAAAUAACGGAGCGUCAGAAUCCAGAUAGAUCUGAUUGGGAGUCAUUGUUGGUUGUUCCUGAUGAUAGUUGCAGACUUGCUCACCCAAAUUCAUGUGUAUAUAUUGAUGCCUAUGGCUCUUGGUAUGUGAAACAUAUUGAUACUUCGAAACUGAGAUUUGUUCACCGUGAUAUUUCAGAAAGAUUGUGUUUGACCUUUGGCAUAAGAAAGCUUUCUGAUGUUGUUGUGGAGGAGCUCGAUCAGGCUGCACACUUUCAGACUCUUGAUGGUAUUUGGUCGAUUGUAUUGGCUGCCAUCAGAAAAAAGUUGUUAAAUAGGUCAUUUCAGGUUGCUGUAUCUAGUGUUCUCAACAGUGUCUUCAGCAGUACCAGUGGCUCUAACGCUCCCAGUUUUCAGUCAGUACAAAGAUCACUUGAAUCUGUUGCCCAAAGAUUGCAAUUCGUACAGUGCAUCUACACACGGUUUUGGCUCCUUCCAAAGUCGCUGGAUAUCACUUGUCCUUCCAAGAAAAUACUGAUCCCAGAAUGGGGAAGUAGAUCCAGUCAUUGUGCCCUAUACUAUGUUGACCGUUCAAAGACUUGUAUGCUUAUUUCUGAACCACCUAGUUACGUGUCAGUUCUUGAUCUUGUUGCACUUGUUGUGAGCCAGGUUUUGGGUUCUCCAGUCCCACUUCUCAUUGGUUCAUUAUUCCUCUGUCCACAAGAUUCUGAAACUGCACUUGUUGAUAUCCUCAGACUUUCCUUCGAUGAAAGAGUGAUGGAUGGUGUGGUUCCUGGUACUAGUUUUAUCGGCAGGGACAUCCUUCCUCAAGAUGACAUGCAAGUGCAUCUUACACUUCUAAGACCAUAUCACAAAGGAGAGAUAGUGGCAUGGCAAGGACAAAAGGAAGAGAAGUUAAAGUAUGGGAGAAUACCUGAGGAUGUAAGAGCACCAGCAGGGCAAGCACUCUAUAGACUUAAUCUUGAAACUGCUCCUGGGAAGUAUGAAUCUAUAAUUUCUUCACGCAUUUUCUGGUUUGGAAAUUUCUCAAUUGGCCGCCGGUCUUCCACACAUUUGAUGCCCCAAGAUGAUACGUGUUUCGGGUCUGGUAGAGUGAAAUUGAGUAAUCAGAGACAAGAAAUUAUAGAACUUGGGAAUGAUAGUGUAUUAGAUGAAGAGUUUGCUCAAGCAGUUGAAGAGAUGUUAUGUGGUGCUGGAGUCGGACUGGAUAUGGAGAUGGAGUGCCUCAUCCAAACAACACUGUCCCUGCAAGAAAAAUUAAAGGAAUCUCAGGCAGCACUUCUGCUUGAGCAGGAAAAGUCAGAGAUGGCAGCAAAAGAAGCUGAGACGGCUAAACUAGCAUUGCUAUGCCGAAUAUGUUUGACCAAUGUAACAGAUAUUACUAUAGUUCCCUGCGGGCAUUUGCUAUGUCAUAGAUGCUUAUCUGCUGUUUCCCACUGUCCAUUUUGUCGAAUCCAACUAUCAACAACAAUCAAAAUUUAUUGGUCUUGAUGAAUGGAAGUGGUUAAGAAGCUUCUUACGGAUGUAGUGCAUCAUUGACCAAGCAAAUGAAGUUAGCCUUCAUGUAAUCUGGGUUAUUGAUUACGGAACUUACUAUAACCUUAUUAGGAAACUACACAUCUGUAGAUGUAUUCAAGUUUGACCUGGAAUCUAUUAUGUGUAUUCUAUUUAAAACACGCCUAUUGUUAAGGUUGAGGAAAUUAUGACUUGGACUUGGCUCGAGUGCUUGACGGAUACCCGGAAUGGGAUUUUUAUAUUUAAAAAUAAUAAUUUUUGGAAUUU
Erigeron canadensis is the source of this 3136-nucleotide messenger RNA. RefSeq lists its product as uncharacterized. The coding region runs from base 173 to 2845 and encodes 890 amino acids. Gene Ontology annotation, molecular function: Hsp70 protein binding. The transcript is spliced from 7 exons. The record is from RefSeq and is a predicted model, not a curated record. Lineage: Eukaryota; Viridiplantae; Streptophyta; Magnoliopsida; Asterales; Asteraceae.